UCGGCAUCGCCUAGAGCACGGUCUUAAAGGAGCUGCCUCACGCUUACAAGCACACGAAGGCUUCGACCAGUUACGUGGGCAGUCGUUGCCACCAUAUCCUCUCUUUAUCAUCGUUUGGCUCCGUGCGGUCAGGCUUCUGUGCUACACAACGCCUCCUUAGACGCUCGGGUGCUUGUUUGCUACCCCUUUUGAGACAGAAAAAGUACAAUUGGCCCUUCGAGCCGAAACAGAAGUUCGGCCAAGAUAGAAGAGAAGUGAUGGAGCACUUCAACACAACGAUCAAGGAUGGAAAGCUCGUCAAGAUUCGGCGGGGAAUGCAAAUCUCUCGUCAAAAGUUCAACGGCUUAUCCUUCGUCAAUGCAUCUCCUCAAGUUGAAGAUGCCUCUCGGCCAGUCCGUUCAGGGGCAACAGGAGCUCCCGCUCAGGCCCAACCCGAAAUCAGAUUCGUGGGAGAGGGCAGCGAAUCUGGGAAGGAAGCGCUUGAAUCUCAGAAGAAGGAAGCCGAGCAAGACUCUCUGGGCACUGCUCAGGGCACGAGACUGCGGCGGACGGCCACGCGGAGGGGUAGAUCGCCAGCAACGUCGGGGACAGAAACACCAUCAGCCCACUCGUCUCCGAAUCCAUCUGCUUUGCGGUUCGAAAUGGGAAACUCCCAACUCAGACACUCGACCGGGAACAGGGAGGUGCUGCAGAUCCCCCUCAACCUGCAUUUUCCAGCCACAGCAGCAUUGGGUGCGGCGCCAGAGCCCGAUUCUCCUCUGUCUGACGAGGAUUGGGCGCUGUUCAAGCGCCACCUGGAGCAGACGCCGCGCAGCCUGUACCCGUACGAAGACAUCCUGACGUAUAAUCCUGCCAGGGGCGUCGACUUCUACUCCAUGGUCACGGGGGAUAUGGCUGCGAAGCACUGCGUGUUAAUGUGCGGGCGCAUCGCUGAAGCAGUCAAGACUCAGACGGAGCCAGAUAAUCUCUCCUACCACAUCUCCAAGAUAUGCUCCAUUAUCAAUCGGAAACUGAACCAAGAAUACGCCGCUGAUUCGGUUACACUGCACUGCAUCGCGACAUUGGCUUGGAUAGGGUGUUACGUUGGUCGUCUCGACCACUGGCAUCUGCAUAUGUGUGGGUUACGGAAAAUGCUUGACGUCCAAGGGGCUCAGCAUGGGCUGCCACAGUGGCUGCUGGCUGAGAUGUACAAAGCGGACCUCAGAGGCGCAACAGCCCUUGCUUCAACCCCCUUUCUCCCCUUCACUCGCCAAUACGAUCGCGUCUCUGCCACGCUGCCGCCCAGCGUUUGCAACCGAAUCCUGAACUCGCUGACUAUGCUUCUCUACCCGCUUCACUUUGACCCAAACGUCAUCGCCUCCCUCGUCUCCCUGUCAACAUUCGUCUCGGCCAUCCGCUCAGCCCGCGAAUUCCCCGGCACCAAGGACUUCGACCCACACGCCUUCACAGAAGAAUGGCAGGCCCUCACACUCGCCCUGCUAACCCGGCCGCAACCCCUUCGUGCCGCCCAGUGUCCCUCACAAUGCCUCUCAAACGACGCCAAUCCCUACUCGACUGGAUCCGCGGGCCCGGCAUCUCCCGGGGCCUCGCUAGCGCAGAAUUACAUGUCCAACCACCGGCUGCUCCCCACCGCCCACAUCGUCCCAGCAACCCCCCAUAGCCCAGCCGGACAUCUGGAGCCCGCCCUACGAAUCGCAGCCCUGCUGUACCUCAAAGAGCUCCUACCUGACUGGCCGCGGAAUUUAGGAGGGUACGCCGUGUUCUUGAGCCUGCUGCGGCACCACAUAAGCGAAAUCAUCCGCCGCUAUGGCGGCACCAGUGGCAGCAGCAGCGCGAGAAACACGACCACCGAACUCCCCAGAACAACAUACACAACGCCCGGGCCAGUAAUAAUCGACCAAUCACUGAUCGACCCCCUCCUCACCAACACCAUCGCUAAUAACAACAACAACAACAACCGACCAACUGCUGCACCGAUAACAACGACAACGACAACGACUGCCCAGAACAAGCCCCCACCAAAAGCGCCCCGAACUAGCCUCCUCCUCGCCAAACCAGUCCUGAUUUUCCUCUGCUUGGUAGGCGACACCGUCUCGCAGAUAGCCAACUCCAACGAGCGCCGCCUCAGCGACGACGACUGCUACCCUUGCGGGGUGUACCGCGACUGUUUGAGGGAGAUUGUGGGGUUGGUCGACGACGAGGAUAUUGAUGCGUUGGGGGAGGAUGACCUCGCCUUUGUCGGGCUAUUUGAUCUGGAUAGGGUGUUUGAGAAGAGGAGGGAGGAUGGGCAGAUGGCGGGGUGGGAUGAGCGAGCGGCGUUGAGGGGGAUUGUGUUGGGACAGUGAUGGAUGAUUGUAUGUUGAAGUGUAUUUGUGCGGAACGUGUAGUAGGUAUGCGAAGAGGGGAAAGGGGGCUUACCUUUACAGGGACGAGUUGGUCCAGGCAACGCUAAUGUAUCAACGCCCCUAUCAACGCCCGGAUAGAGAACACCGAAUAGAAGCUUCUCAUGGCCCUCCAGCAAGUGUUCAAUAUUAUGUAUUCCUCAAGA
Messenger RNA from Parathielavia appendiculata, 2548 nucleotides. RefSeq lists its product as uncharacterized. The record is from RefSeq and is a predicted model, not a curated record. The transcript is spliced from 3 exons. Bases 258 to 2345 code for a protein of 695 amino acids. Lineage: Eukaryota; Fungi; Ascomycota; Sordariomycetes; Sordariales; Chaetomiaceae.